CGUGGUCUCCCCGGAAGUGAGCGGCGCGGAGCUGCAGCGGAGCUGUGGGCUCAGAUCUGUUCCUCUUCUGUGUAUUGCGAUCAGUGUCCUCCCGGGAUACCCACUGUCUUCCCACCUCCCAAAGCAUGGGAUGGGCUGUGCUGCCUCCGUCACUCAGCCAGUUCCUGGGGCUGCCCAGGGCCCGCUUGCUGGCCUUGCCUUGUCUGAGGGACCCACAGUGAAGUGAGAGCUUGUGGGAGGAAGUAGGAACUAAGGGUUGUGGGCCCCGCUCGGGUCAAGGGAUUCUGCUGGCUGGGCCCCUGUUCGCAGGUUGCGGGAGGAGGGCCCGCGAGAACACCGUCCUUUCCCAGCUUGUCCAGUCUGGGCCAGAGCCUGCGCUUGUCCCCAUGCGCGCGCUCUGUCUCAGUCAUUUGCAGGCCCAGGGAUGCUGCCCUGCUGUUCCGUGAGCUGGUCGCUCAGCUCUGCAGCUGCUUCGGAACCUGUGGCUGCCUGAAGCUCGGAUGCACUGCUUCCCAAGAUGAAAUGCGUCUUGGUGGCCACCGAGGGCGCGGAAAUCCUCUUCUACUGGACGGAUGAGAAGUUCGAAGAGAGUCUCCGGCAGAAGUUUGGGCAGUCUGAGAAUGAGGCAGAAGAGCCCCCUGCCGUGGAGGACCUGCUCAGCACGCUCCUGGCUCCAGUCAUCAUCUCCUCCGUAACCAUGCUGGAGAAACUCUCAGACACAUAUACCUGCUUCUCCACAGAAAAUGGUGACUAUCUGCACGUCCUUCACUUGUUUGGAGAAUGCCUGUUCAUCGCCAUCAAUGGAGACCACACUGAGAGCGAAGCGGACCUCCGGCGUAAGCUGUGUGUGCUCAAGUACCUGUUUGAGGUGCACUUCGGGCUAGUUACUAUGGACGCCCAGCUCAUCCGAAAGGAGCUGAGGCCUCCAGACCUGGAGCAGAGGGCCCAGGUGUGGGCUCACUUCCAGAGCCUGCUGUGGACCUACAGCCGCCUUCGGGAGGAGGAGCAAAGCUUCGCUGUGGAGGCCGUGGAGCGGCUGGUCCACCCGCAGCUCUGUGAGCUGUGUAUAGAGACGCUGGAGCGGCACGUGGUCCAGGCCAUCAAUUGCAGUCCCUCGCGGGGCGCUGAAGAGGUCCUGCAUGCCUUCCUGCUUGUGCACUCCAAGCUGCUGGCCUUCUACUCCAGCCACAGUGCAAGCUCCCUACGUCCGGCCGACCUCCUUGCUCUCAUCCUCCUGGUUCAGGAGCUGCACCCCAGCAAGGGCACCAUGGAGGAGGAUGACCUUGCCCAGCCUCCCCCACACAGGAAACCCCGGAGCAGCCAGAACAUCCCCGUGCAGCAGCCCCGGAGCCCACACUCCUCAGGCCCAACCAAGGACAGUUCUUCAGGGACGGACACAGACAGCUUCUCCCUGCCUGAGGAGUACUUCACACCAGCCCCUUCCCCUGGGGAGCAGAGCUCAGGUAGCACCAUCUGGCUGGAGGCAGCGCCGUCUGACACGCCACAGGUAGCUGAGGACACCCUCCAGACGCUGGCUGCCCGUUCCCCAGUGCCGUCUUGUCCCAGAAGGAUCUUCCUGGAUGCCACUGUGAAGGACAGCUACUGCCCUUUGGUGCCGCACACCAUGUACUGCCUGCCGCUGUGGCCAGGGAUCACCAUGGUGCUCCUUACCAAGAGCUCCAGCACGCCGCUGGCCCUGGCUCUGUACCAGCUGCUGGAUGGCUUUUCUCUCCUGGAGAAGAAGCUGAAGGAGGGCCAGGGGGCUGGGAACGCCCUGCGGUCCCUGCCCCUUGUGGGAGAUCUGCGCCAGAGGAUGGACAAGUUCGUCAAGAGUCGAGGGGGGCAGGAGAUCCAGAGCACCUGGCUGGAGUUUAAGACCAAGGCCUUUUCCAGAGCGGAACUAGGAUCAGAGCUGCUCCAAGUGUGUGGGAAGCUCAAGAGGCAGCUCUGCACCAUCUACCAGCUCAGCUUCCUGAGUGCAGCACCCAGCAGGGGAGGCCCGUGCCUGCCGCAGCAGCUGCAGGACCGAGCCCAGAGGCUCAUGCGAGAAAGACUGCUGGACUGGAAGGACUUCCUGUUGGUGAAGAGCCAGAGGAACGUCACCAUGGUGUCCUACCUGGAGGACUUCCCAGGCUUGGUGCAUUUCAUCUAUGUGGAUCGCACGACAGGGCAGAUGGUGGCUCCUUCCCUCAGCCACAGUGAGAAGACUUCGUCAGAGCUGGGCAAAGGUCCCCUGGCUGCCUUCAUCAAAGCCAAGGUCUGGGCUCUGAUCCAGCUGGCACGCAGGUACCUGCAAAAGGGCUGCACCACACUGCUGUUCCGUGAUGGAGACUUCUGCUGCUCCUACUUCCUGUGGUUUGAGAAUGACAUGGGCUCCAAACUCCAGAUGAUCGAGGUGCCUGUCCUCUCUGAUGACUCGGUUCCCAUUGGUGUGCUGGGAGGCGACUACUACAGGAAGCUCCUGCGCUACUACAGCAAGAGCCACCCGACUGAGGCCGUCAGGUGCUACGAGCUGCUGGCCUUGCACUUGUCGGUCAUCCCCACCGAUCUGCUGGUGCAGCAGGCUGGCCAGCUCGCCCGGACCCUGGGUGAGGCCUCCCAUGUGCCCCUGCCCUAAGCUGGGCACAGUAGGCCUGUGAGCCCGUUCUCCAGCCCAACCCCUCGGAUAUUCCCUGUCAAGAGCGUCCUCCCAAGGAUAUGUGCAGGCCUCAGAGCAGCCCUUGCGUCCACUUGGACUACCUCAAAGUGGGCGACCAGCAAGCCCCCAGUCCUGCCCUCUGGAGGGAAAGGCAGGUCAUGGGCUUCGUCUUGAUAGCAGCCAUGGCUGUGAGAUGGUGGUGGCUUCUCAUUCAGAGCUACUUGUGUUCCCAGGAGAGGAAGUGCCCAGAGCUCAGUCUGCCUAAGGACACUCCCCUGGCCCCAGCCUCCCCUUUUGCUGCUCUGCAAGGAGGGGUGGCUCUUUUUCCUAUCCCAGAUGGAGGGCUCUCUGUUGGCUGCUUGAAUUCCAGCUCUCCUGCCUCCUCCUUCUGCUACUUCUGCAGCUCUGAACUUCCCUUAAAAUGCCAGGCCCAUUUUCCCCUUGUUCCAAAUGGUACCACCUGGUUAGGAGGAUCACCGAACACUGGUAUAUACCCAAUAAAAGUUGGUUACUGCCCUA
This is a messenger RNA of Octodon degus (degu), 3157 nucleotides long. RefSeq names its product HPS1, biogenesis of lysosomal organelles complex 3 subunit 1 (gene Hps1). The record is from RefSeq and is a predicted model, not a curated record. Gene Ontology annotation, cellular component: BLOC-3 complex. The coding region runs from base 518 to 2617 and encodes 699 amino acids. The transcript is spliced from 20 exons. NCBI's taxonomy places the organism in Eukaryota, Metazoa, Chordata, Mammalia, Rodentia, Octodontidae. Gene Ontology annotation, molecular function: guanyl-nucleotide exchange factor activity. Gene Ontology annotation, biological process: vesicle-mediated transport; melanosome assembly.